CUCAAAAAAUAGAUCAUUCCUUGAUAGUGCAUUUGUAUGAAUUGAUAAGAUUAGAGAAACUCCCGGAACAUACCUAUUUAAGUGAGUAUUGUCAUUACAGAUCGGAAAAAGGCUAGGAUGUUUUUGAACUACUUAGCAUUGGCUUCAUUCCUCAUUCUAGCAGUGAGGAGUGAGAUAAUUUAUUCUGGAGAUGGUAAAUCGAAGUUGCAAACUAGAUACGUUCCAAACGAUGGGAUGCUUCUAGAACUUAUUGUUGGUAAUGAGACGAAACUAUCUGGACACAUUGGAAGGAACAUUACCUUCAAACCCAAAAGCUGCCACGAUACCUCUUGCUCUUUCACAGAUUCCAGGGAUUUUAUUAUAACAAUAACAAUUUUUUACGACAGUUUCAACAUAGAAUGGUUCAGUUUCCAAAAUCCUAAUAUUUCGAAUGCGACUUUCACUGACUGUUUCGACUUGAACAGUACGAAAGUUUCAUGGUACGGAGGACCAGAAGUAUUAGACACGGCCUGGCCAAUUGAAAAGUUGAAAUUCAAUAAUCGACCAUACAUUUCGUCCAAACUUGAUAAUGGAGCCGUUGUAGAUCCCUACUGGCUCAACUCCAAGGGAGGUUUUAUAUGGGUCAACAGCACUGUUCCUCUGUUUGUAGACCAAAAUAAUGAGGAGAAAGAUAAAGUUUGUUUCAAAAGUGCAGUGAAAUCGCCGUACAAAAAAUUUUCUAAUUUCUUGAGUUACAACAUAGCUGCCAAAAACAACUCUAGAGAUGCCCAUUUAUUUGCUGUUAAUCGUUAUAUUGGAAAACCAAAACGCCUUCCCGACGCUCGUAUGGUGAGAGAACCUAUUUGGACCACUUGGGGAAAAUAUAAGGCAGAAAUUAAUGACAGCAGCGUUCGGGCCUUCCUCUUAGAUAUUUAUCGGCAUAAUUUCACGAAAGGACAAAUUGAAAUUGACGACAAGUGGGAAGUUUGCUAUGGGGACCAAGUAUUCGACACAAAAUCUAGAUUCCGUAAAAUCAAUGAAACUGUGAAAAUGAUCCAUGAUCAUGGUUUCAGGGCAACACUUUGGACUCAUCCAUUCGUCAACACGAAUUGCGCACGUCCAGUUCAAGAGGGAAUUACAGGCGGUUUAUUCGUCAACAGUUCAACCGGCAAUGCUGUUACUUCUUGGUGGAAUGGUAACUCAUCCUAUGUCAUAGACUUCACAAAUCCUUUGGCUUCAGAAUGGUUCAAGUCUAGACUGAUGAAACUCCAUUACGUUCAUGGAAUAGAUGGUUUCAAAUGUGAUGCAGGUGAAAACGAUUGGCUUCCAAAUAAACCAAUUUUCGAUACAAGUUACGAGGAUGAGCCAAAUUCUUUCACAAGGCUGUACGUCACCGCUUGUUCGGAACUUGGAGGCCUUGUUGAAGUUAGAUCAGGAUUCAGGACUCAAGAUCUGCAAGUAUUCGUUAGGAUGCUGGAUAAAGACUCAGUGUGGGGAAACAAUAAUGGUUUGAAAGCCUUGGUUCAUUCCCUUCUUCAGUUCAAUAUGAUUGGCUACACCUUUGUCUUGCCUGACUUGGUUGGUGGAAACGGUUAUAAUGGUACAAUCCCUACACCCGAACUAUUGGUAAGGUGGACACAAGCCAAUGCCUUCAUGCCGUCCCUUCAAUUCAGCUACUUGCCAUGGGAACUAGAUGAAGCACCUUUCAACACGACAGAAAUUGUGAGGAAUUUCACGAAUUUGCAUGAGAAGUACUCUGACGUCAUUUUGGAAGCUAUGCUCAAUUCAACACGCACAGGAGCACCUGUCAAUCCUCCUAUAUGGUGGAUUGAUCCAACAGAUCCUGUUGCUCACAAAGUGGAUGAUGAAUUCUUGCUUGGUGAAAAGAUACUGAUUGCACCAGUUCUGGAAAAGGGUGCAAAAUCUAGGGAUGUGUACCUUCCAAAGGGUAUAUGGAGAGAUGGAAAUAACUAUACCUUGUACGAAGGAAGAAGAACUUUGAGGAGAUACGCUGCUCCAAUCAAUAUACUGCCAUACUUCAUACGCAUCCAUGAGCAAUAAUCGAACUCGCUUUGCUCUCAUAUCUGUGAUUAGAAUACAAUUGUUUAAUAUUUAUUGUGAACGAAACCACAAUAUAAAUAAAGAUUUCAUCUUUUGA
Messenger RNA from Coccinella septempunctata (seven-spotted ladybird), 2137 nucleotides. It is a transcript of the gene tobi, whose product is annotated as myogenesis-regulating glycosidase. Gene Ontology annotation, biological process: carbohydrate metabolic process. The record is from RefSeq and is a predicted model, not a curated record. The transcript has 12 exons. The coding region runs from base 118 to 2040 and encodes 640 amino acids. Gene Ontology annotation, molecular function: hydrolase activity, hydrolyzing O-glycosyl compounds. NCBI's taxonomy places the organism in Eukaryota, Metazoa, Arthropoda, Insecta, Coleoptera, Coccinellidae.